Fusarium venenatum is the source of this 198-nucleotide messenger RNA. NCBI's taxonomy places the organism in Eukaryota, Fungi, Ascomycota, Sordariomycetes, Hypocreales, Nectriaceae. The record is from RefSeq and is a predicted model, not a curated record.
AUGUCUGGCCAACGCCAACAACUCUGGCAUCCCUGGCAUGCCACCCUGGACAUGCCCCCAAUGUCCGUCGGUGUGGAUGGUUCAGACGAGACCAACCCUGCGCGAACCCCAAAUAUCGGACAUCCAUCUCAUCCUGCCAUCAUGGUGCUAGUCCUGUCGAAAGUAGGGUUCCUCUCCGUCAAAGCUGAAGUCCUGUAA